This is a messenger RNA of Exophiala xenobiotica, 1378 nucleotides long. RefSeq lists its product as uncharacterized. Bases 1 to 1158 code for a protein of 385 amino acids. The transcript is spliced from 2 exons. The record is from RefSeq and is a predicted model, not a curated record. Lineage: Eukaryota; Fungi; Ascomycota; Eurotiomycetes; Chaetothyriales; Herpotrichiellaceae.
AUGGACAUCGAUUACACCGAUCCAGGAUUGCAAGCAUUCAUCAUACAACGAUGUGAAGAGGAACGAGAGGGCAACGUCAACGUCAUCAGUCCUCACACUUCGACAAAUUGUGUGGUGAGGCUGGCGGACAAGGUUGCUGUCAAAUUUGGAACUGGUGUCACAGAAGCUGAAGCUGACGCACUGACAUUCGCAUCCCGAAAUCUCGAUCGGGCAAUCAUCAAAGUGCCAUCGGUCUUCCAAUACUUCACACGUCCGGACUCGAUAUGGACGACAGGGUAUCUAGUGAUGGAGCUGGUUGAAGGUGCCUCACUCGAACGGCUACCUCCGGCCGAAGGUGUCCAGCAUGUUGCCCCGAUCAUGCGCGCUGUACAGCAUAUUCACGGUUUCUGCGGUGCUCGUCCUGGCCCUCUUGACGGCAGCCGUACGCGAGGCUUGGUGUUCGGCGAGUCUGGCAUCGGCCCGCCUCUCAACUCACGCGAGCAUCUCCAGAAAUUUUUUGACUUCAUGAUGGAAAAGGCCAAGGCGGAUAUCACUGUUGAUGCGACGAACAUGCCUUUAUCUCUAUGCCAUCUCGACAUCCAUCCCCACAAUUUCAUCGUCGCCCCAGAUCAGUCGAUCUACCUGUUGGACUGGAGGUGUGCGGGCUUCUACCCUGCUGCCUUCGAAACUUGGUCCAUUCUGUCGGAGAACCUUGUCCGGAAGAACACGUUCAUGUAUGCUCUGGGGCAACACCUCGCCAGUUGCACUUCACCCGCCGAAAUGGCGCUGGCUGAAACGCUCGUGCGAGCGAACCUAGAACACAGAAACCGAGCGAGGAAAAUCCCGGAUCCGGGGAACAUGAACUUUCCUCCUCUCGCGCAGAGAGAGUCGGGCCCCCCGACGAACCGGUUCCUCGUUGAUCUCUUUGGAAACGACGUCAAUCCUAGUGGUAGCUCGGAUCCUACUAGUGUCCUGAGACGCAUACUCUCAGCUGAACCAUUGCCACCGGACAUAGCCGCGGCGUCGAGAGCAUCAGGUCGGCAAGAAGGACCAUCAGACAUCAUCACACGCAUGCUCAUGGCUGAAGGGUUCGGACGGGGAAACGGCCCGCCGCCGGGGCCGCCGGAGAUGAGAGGUCCGCUACCUCCGCCACCCCCAGGCAUGGGCCCGAGAAAUUAGGCCUUUUGUUUCCCCCAUCGGCUGUCUGCAUCCGUUGGGACGCCAUGGAGGUCAUCAAGGGCAGCCCAUCUCCUCUGUCAUCAAAAGGAACAUUGACGCGGCAAGUCGUCCAGGGUCAGGGAAGGGAACACCUUUGGUUUUUGCUCGGAGCUGGUUCUGUGUUUCGCCAUGUCUCUCUCUCGGGUCAGAAUUCCCAAUUUCGGCGCUCUUCUCGAUGGCA